This is a messenger RNA of Histoplasma mississippiense, 216 nucleotides long. RefSeq lists its product with no specific name. The transcript has a single exon. The record is from RefSeq and is a predicted model, not a curated record. Bases 1 to 216 code for a protein of 71 amino acids. Lineage: Eukaryota; Fungi; Ascomycota; Eurotiomycetes; Onygenales; Ajellomycetaceae.
AUGGCUGAGGAAAGGGAUGCUGGUGAUUUGGGCAGAGGGGUAGGAAGACGUAUUGAUAGGAUCUAUUUCGCAACCAGGACCUGUACAUUCCGUGAUGUCCAGUACAUUAGUUUCACUAUUGAUGUCCAACCUUAUCAUUUUGGGUGCUCCGCGUUGUCGAACAGAGUAAAAAUCCAAGUCUCUAAAGUUAAACUUCGCCACUACAAAGGGGCAUGA